CAAAGCCCCAUUGAUCCGGAAGCCAUUGAAGUGGAGACCCAAACAAAGGAGGAAAAAUAGAAAAAAAGGAAAAAAAAAAAAAAAUGAAAAACAGAGAGCAAAACAAUACAAAACCCAGGCUAGCAAAAUAUCUUCGUCUUCUUCGUUUUUGGGGACUCAGCAAAAUUAGCAUUGAAUAACCCUAAUGUCAUGAUCGUUUGCUCUCGGCUCUAUCGUAGUAACCAGCUUCUUCACCAUGAUCAACACUGCCAACGGUAUGAUGUCAACGGCUUCUUCAUCGGGGAACGCCCAAUCGCCUGGUCUGAAGACCUAUUUCAAAACACCAGAAGGUCGAUAUAAGCUUCAUUACGAAAAGACUCACCCUUCGGGUUUUCUCCACUACACCCAUGGGAAAACCGUCACCCAGGUGACUCUAGCAUAUCUCAAAGAUAAACCUUCCCCAUCAACCCCUACAUCCUCACAAUCAAGCUUCACUACCAGUGGAGGUGUGAGAUCAGCUGCAGCUAGGUUGCUAGGUGGUGGAAAUGGGAGUCGGGCACUUAGCUUUGUUGGCGGCAAUGGUGGGAGUAAGAGUGUCAGUGCAAGUAGAGUUGGGUCAUUGGGGGCUUCAAGCUCUACCAAUUUGGCCUCUACAUCAAAUUUUGAUGGCAAAGGGACUUAUUUGAUCUUUAAUGUGGGGGAUGCAAUUUUUAUAAGCGACUUGAAUUCCCAAGACAAGGAUCCAAUAAAAUCAAUACAUUUUAGUAAUUCAAACCCCAUUUGUCACGCAUUUGACCAAGACGCAAGGGAUGGUCAUGAUUUGAUUAUUGGGCUGAAUUCAGGAGAUGUAUAUUCUGUCUCACUGAGACAACAAUUACAAGAUGUUGGAAAGAAGCUUGUUGGGGCCCAACACUAUAACAAAGAUGGUUCGGUUAAUAGCAGCCGCUGUACUAGUAUUGCAUGGGUGCCUGGCGGUGAUGGUGCUUUUGUAGUUGCUCAUGCUGAUGGGAACUUGUAUGUGUAUGAGAAGAACAAAGAUGGUGCAGGUGAUUCUUCAUUCCCUGUCAUCAAAGAUCAAACUCAAUUUUCUGUUUCGCAUGCUCGCUAUAAUAAGAGUAACCCAAUUGCCAGAUGGCAUAUAUGCCAAGGUUCCAUUAAUAGCAUCACUUUCUCUACUGAUGGAACAUACUUAGCAACUGUUGGAAGAGAUGGUUAUUUACGUGUUUUUGACUACUCUAAAGAGCAACUUGUAUGUGGUGGCAAAAGUUAUUAUGGUGCGCUCUUAUGUUGUGCUUGGAGCAUGGAUGGAAAAUACAUUCUGACUGGAGGAGAAGAUGAUUUAGUUCAGGUUUGGAGUGUGGAAGAUCGGAAGGUUGUAGCAUGGGGUGAGGGGCAUAAUUCAUGGGUCAGUGGAGUGGCUUUUGAUUCAUACUGGUCAUCACCAAAUUCAGAUGGUACAGAAGAGACUGUAUACCGGUUUGGUUCUGUUGGCCAGGACACACAGUUGCUCCUUUGGGACCUAGAAAUGGAUGAGAUUGUUGUACCAUUGCGACGACCACCUGGUGGAUCCCCAACUUUUAGCACUGGAAGCCAGUCAUCCCAUUGGGACACUGUUUGUCCAAUUGGCACUCUUCAACCUGCUCCGAGCAUGAGAGAUGUCCCAAAGAUCUCACCACUGGUUGCACAUCGUGUGCAUACCGAACCCCUUUCUGGUUUGACUUUUACACAAGAAUCUGUUCUUACUGUCUGCCGAGAGGGACAUAUUAAAGUUUGGAUGAGACCAGGAGCUGCGGAUAACCAAUCGAGCAACGGUGAAACUGUCUUGAGUACCAGCUUGAAGGAGAAACCUUUAUUGUCAUCAAGUAAGGCUGGCAAUUCAAGUUACAAGCAAUGACUAAACUGUCUGGACACCAGGCAAAACCAAAGCUAUUUUUUUCCCAUUUCGAGUUGCUGUUUAUUUUCUUGUGUAGCUGUUUUUAUCUCUUUGGUAUUGUUCCAGUUGGUUUUCAGAACUAGCACCAAUGAUAUUUAACCAACUGGGGUUUUAUUGUAUAGACUAAAAUGGCCAUUGGAGGCACUCAGAGGUUGGAAGAGGGAAAGAGAAUGAUUCCCUUUGUAAGUACAGAACGGCCUUUUCUAGGACAUGUCUAAUUACUUAACAGGAAUAAUUUGAAGGUGCAAUCUUUGAAAUCUGUACAUCUUAGCAUUGCGUUUUUGAGCAUUUAUAUAAUACCAAAGAAAUCUUGAGGCCA
Molecule: messenger RNA, 2231 nt
Organism: Cannabis sativa
Lineage: Eukaryota; Viridiplantae; Streptophyta; Magnoliopsida; Rosales; Cannabaceae
Exons: 11
Coding region: 236-1873 (545 amino acids)
Molecular function (GO): protein binding
Source: RefSeq, a predicted model, not a curated record